This is a messenger RNA of Sclerotinia borealis F-4128, 2481 nucleotides long. The record is from the annotation of a GenBank genome assembly. Lineage: Eukaryota; Fungi; Ascomycota; Leotiomycetes; Helotiales; Sclerotiniaceae.
AUGGCCGAUGUCAGGAAGUCGUCGCGAGCCACAAAAGGUCAACAUCCCAAAGCUCAUGAACUUGAUCAACCCAUCGAAACUAAGAAGAAAGGAAAGAAAGGUGGAAAGAAGGUCACUGUUCAGGAAGAGGAAGUUGAGGUCAUACGUUGUGUUUGUGGAGUUACCUCAACUACCGACGAUGAUGAAGAUGCCUGGAUCGCUUGUGACAAUUGCGCCGUCUGGCAGCAUAACGUCUGCGUAGGAGUAAGUCCGUUUGAGGAAGAUACACCAGAUAAAUACCUUUGCGAACAGUGUGCGCCACAUGCACACAAAGACCUUUUGGAAGGAAUUGCUAGAGGUGAACAGCCAUGGGUCGCAAGACAAGAAAGGUACGACAAGGAGAAGGCAGAGCAAGAGAGGCAAGAUGCAGAGGAGGCAGCAAGGAAAAAGGGCAAGAAAGGAAAGAAAAGACAAAGUGACCAGAAGCGCGAUGUUACUCCCGCGAAUGGAAAGAUACAGUCCCCUCCAGUUUCAGUUCCAUCCAAGAAAGAAUCGCAAAAAGACUCGCCAGCGAAGGGUCCCAGCCAAAAACGUAAGGCAAGAGACGAAUCCCAAGAUCAAGAGGCUGUAACAGAUUCUUCAUCAAAAGUCCGCAAAACGUCAGCUCGUCCUACACCUAGAGCAUCUCCACCAUCGGACUUGCCUUCCAAAAUUUCGGAACUUGAAGCCGAGCAACAAAGUCUGGCUUCGUUGAUUAAGAAAGGUUUACUUCAAUCCAUCCCACAUGCUAUCGAGGAUAGUUAUUAUACAUUACGGCCUGACGAUACCAUUGAUGCGAAGGCAGAGCGCCUUGCUAUUCAAAUAGAAGUAGCCGUUCGUAGCACGCACCCUAACAAGUCAGCUUCCAUUAAACAAACACGCUCGAUAUUUUCCAAUCUGAAGCAAAAUCAAGAACUUUGCAAUGGUUUGUUGACACAGUCACUGUCGCCUCAGGCCUUGGCGGUCAUGACGACGGACGAUAUGGCGAGUAAAGAGUUGAAGCGUGAAACAGCAAUCAUGAAGGCACGAGCCGACAAACAAUCGAUCAUGAUCACGGAUGAUGGUCCUCGGAUUCGAAGAACCCACAAGGGCGAGGAAAUUAUUGAAGGAGACAGCAAUCCCAAUGAAUAUUCUGACAUUCCAAUGUCUGCAGCACGUCGACGAGAAAUGUUGGAUCCAAAUGCUGGUAUGGGUGAUAGGUCUCGGUCCCACUCACCAGAAAACGAAGUUGAAUUGCCAGAAGUUACUGAUGACUAUUCAUCUCGAGAUAAAAUUCGCACUUCAUCAACUCCCAAAACCCCUUUGAAUAUCGAUACCAAACAACCAGCUUUGAGAAAAGGUUCCACGCAAGGUUCUGCAACUGGAAAUUUCGACAUCAAUAAAGUCUUCUCUAGUGUUCAAUCUCCCCACCCUUCUACCAACAAACAGCGAGUUGGCAUAGAUCAUUUCAGAAGAAUGUCUGGGAAUGCACCGCCUGUGAAUGGCCCAGGAGAUGAUCCUGAUGUUGAUAAGAUGCUUCAAGAUGAUAAUGAGUCCCCACCUUAUUCUCCAGUUGAAGAUAACCCAGAUCCGGAUAUUGUUUGGAGAGGAACAGUGAGCAUGGAUAGUGUAGCCAAGUUCCCAGCCUAUGCCAAACAAGUUGCCGGUCCUAAUUUGAGUCGCAAUCGCAUGCAAACACCAUGGACCGAUCUCCUUCAUAGAGAUUUGAAAGUUCAUGGCAGAAUUGAUGCAGAUAAAGCCAACGAAUAUUUAUGUGGCCUUAGGUAUAGUCCACCAUCUGAUGUGGUCAUCAUCAACAUCACACCAGCUUCUGAAUCACCAGAUUUUCUUGAUUUGUACAAUUACUUCCAUGACAAGAAACGUUAUGGAGUACUUACCAAUAAGGGUCCUGGAAACGUGCGUGAUACAUAUUUAGUUCCAGUUCCUCCAGGACCUGGCAAUAUCCCUGACUUUGUCGUCAAUCUCCUAGAACACAACUUACCGGAAGAGCGACCGGAACCUUCGAUACUGGUAACCUUAGUUGUACGAAAUGGGUGGGAGCAGCCUUCACGAAUUCAAUCCUUCGACGGCGCAUCCGAUCCUCAUAGCCCUCUUACUGCGGGUGGUGUCGCUCAACGCCAAAUGUCGAUAAAUCAAUCUGGUCCAGCCAUGUCUCCCAGUCCGAUUGUUCAUCCCGGCUCAUUCCACUCUCCUUCUCCUGCAGUCCCCAAACCGAGUGAAGUACAUCAACAACAGAACCUAGAAGAACAAAGAAGAAUUGCACAAGCCGAUGGUGAAACCGUUGCUUUGAGGAUACUAGGCGAGUAUGCGAGAGCUCCAACCGUCAGCUUUUUAAUGCCGCAGGCUUAUCAAAUGAGAGAUUUGGAGUGGCAGGCUAUUAGGAGUAUUUUGGAAAGAGAUGAAAAGGCACAGAAUGACUUGAAACACUUAAGUGAGGUUUUGGCAAGGACUGGACCGGCAUAA